Molecule: messenger RNA, 1147 nt
Organism: Geodia barretti
Lineage: Eukaryota; Metazoa; Porifera; Demospongiae; Tetractinellida; Geodiidae
Source: the annotation of a GenBank genome assembly
CACAGAGUGUUGCAGGUGGCACUAUCCAGUGGAUCAGGGGACUGUGUCCCGGUGUACAGUGGGUGGCCAGAGAAGAUAUCUCACAGAGGAGCCUCACUGGCUGCCCUCGCCAAGAUAUGGGACCACUAUGGCUUCAGUCAUGUGAGUCAGCUCUACUGCCAGUUGCAAGGUCAUGUGAUGUCAUGUGAUCCACCACCCAUGGAGCUAGAGGGUAGAGAGAACUGUGUCAUCAGUGUCUGCAUGACUGCAAGACACCUUCUCCACACGGGAGAGUAUGGAGCAGUCAAGGCACUAUUCAGGUCAGCUGAGAAACUCCUGGAGUCAAAUGGAGCAUCUUACAAGUUGCUGUGUCAGUGUAAGGAGGAGGUGUGGUUUGACUGGUGUGUUCGAACCGGAGAUGUAGGGGCUGCCAGGCGACACCUAGCCAGACUCCAGUCUCUGGACUCCCAGAGUGCCCUUCUCAGGUCUGCCAUUCUCAGUUGUACCGUGGGAAACUACACUGAGGCUCGGAGACUUGCUCUACAGCUCCUGAAGAAGUCCUCUCCUGAGAUAAAACGCCGAGCACUGGAGCUGUUGGGGGAGGUGGAGUGUGCCAGUGGCCGGCCAGCUCUCUCCCUGCCCCACCUCAUGGAGUCUCUGGCCCUGUGCCACACCCACCAUCUCUCUCCCUUCACCACUCAGCUCAGGCUGGCUCAGGCACAGUUACAGCUGGAAUCACCGUACGCCUGUGCAAGUAUAGCCACACGGUGUCUACUGCAUUUCCAGACCUGUGGUGAUGUAGUCCACAGAGGAAUGUCUCAGUUCUUGCUCGCCCAGGCCUCUCUCCUUACAACACAUCAAGACAGAGGACACUUGGAACAACAAGAUGUGAUGGAAGUCAUACCAGUACUGGAGGAGGUUGUUACUGACUUCCAGAAGGCUUCUGCAACUGGUCACCUUCACAAAGCAGCUCUUCUACUGGCAACGGUAUAUGACGCAGCUGGCUAUGUUGAUAAGAGGGAUAAGAUGGCAUACAUUGUCCGUUGCACCAAGUCUACCCACCCUUAGAGUAUACAUGAAUUGUAUUGUCGAUAGACACUUGUCUGGUGUAUGAGGCAGCUGGAUAAGAUUGUCUGGCAAACCAUGGUACAAUGGGGCAAUAAAGUUU